CUUGAAGAGGCUGCUGAAGAAUUGCACGAGUCUUGCCUUGAGAUGUCAAAACACGACAUUUCCAUUUCGAGAGGAUAUGGCAAGCAGGACAAUGGAGCCAAUGUUCCCAUGACAUUCCCCUCCUAAGGGAAUCGAUAGAAGACAGGAAAUGCAGGCUCAUCCAAACUCCAUCGUUUGAAUGAUCUAGAUCGUAUAUCUAUAUUCAUUGGAUCAGGGAGGAGCGAGUGGUUUUGAACGAUGGUCCAUCUGACAAUAACUCAGUGGGUUCCACUUGUUUGGUCACGCGAACAAUUGAAAUUGGACACCUAUCAACACAUCCUGUCGAGUUUAAAUUAUCCCAACUUCGAGGCCGAAUCAAGGAAAGGUAAACAAUCCGUCAAAGAUGAGAAUAAUGGAAUCUUCUUCAAUUCAUUCAGGCUAUGGAUGGCAACGAUGGAACAACCUACGUGUAGAUCUGUUCCAACUCAUAACUCUACUAUUUAUGUCACGUUGGAAAACUGCAAAACAUUGGUGGGAAAAACCAUUCAAGUAGUGGAUGCCCGGGACAAAACCAUUGAGGGGGAAGAUAAAUCAAAUAAAACAGAAGAGAGGCACAAGGAAACUUCAGGGGACGAACCCGUGGAACAACAAAAUAAACCACACUCUGAUAAAGACACCAAAGAUGAGCACGAACUGUCUCAGGAAUCGAACUUGGGUUCUAGGGAGACAUCGGCAACUGAUCAAGGCCAAGGGACCAACGCUUCAAUCAAAAAACCCACUUCGUCAGAACUUGACAACGGAAUCGAGCCCAUAGAUCAGAGAGAAGAACCUGUAAGCAGAAACGUAGAGGAAAUCAAUAAGGCGACAGAAAUCGAUGUGACGUCUGAAAGAAUGGCCUCGUUUCCACCAGAUGAGAAGUCGAAAGACGGCGAGGAUCAAAAUAUACCUAUAAUGGAUCAACCUCUUGAGAGCGGUAAACUCAUCGACCGUGGAAACACCAUCAACUCUGAGUUUGACAAUGAAAAGGACGAAAAUGUCAAAACGUGCCCUUUGGAAUUGGUCGACUCCGAAGAGAGCCUUCCUCCAAUGCCAGAUCCAAAACAGAAAUUGUCCAAACUUGAUGACCUUGAGCAGAAAAAGGUCGACAAUCUCUCAAGUACCCCAUCUAAAGUUAGCCUGGAUGAUGACAAGAUAAAUGAACCAGCCCAACAGGAGCCGGUUUCAAGUCAAAAAGUUGGGAAUAAUCAGGAUGCUAAAGUUGGACAAGAGCCACAGUCCAACGAUAACUCUAUGUCCGAGAGCAUCAUCAUCGAUCUUGAUGAGAGACCCAUCAUAAAAUCUGAGUCAGCACUACAAGUGCAGAAGUCAGAAUCUAAGACUAAUCAUGAAAAGGACUCGAACCAAGACUCGAACCAAGUUGGUCUAGAAUCUAACACUAACUUCGAACCUUUAUCCACGGACGACAAGAUCCAAGUGGGCCCAGAGCCAAAAGGAAAACAAGAUCAGACAACACCCGAUAAAAAAAAGUCUGUAGCCAAAAAGAAGGUGGUCAAGAAAAAGCAACGAGAUGAGAAACGAAUAAAUGACAGAGCUGAAGAAGGAAUUGAGACAGACAUUGUCGUCAAAGACGAAGUGGACUUAGUUGGAACAGACAAUUUGGAGGACAGUAAUUUAGAUUCAUCCAGUCAUUUUGACCAAAGUGAAUCUCAAAAGAGCUCUGAACAAAUACUCGAGGAAAACGACCCAUUAUUGCAAUCAAUGGAAGCUCAAGAGGUUCUACCGGAACCAACAACAAGUGCUGAUGUCACGGACAUGGACUCAAGGUCACAUGAUCCAGACCAUCACCUCAAUGAAUCGGAUCAUCUUACACCUACCGGCGAAAACGAGAACCUUCAAAGUGUCCACGAGAUAAAGACCGGGACCUUGAAGGAUCAUGGAGGAGAGCAACGACCCAGACAAAGGACGCUCGUAUCAAGUUUCGAGUCCUCUCAGGAGUCCAUUCAAAACCUUUUGACAACGUUCCGUCCACAAAGACGCCACGAGCAGUUGCUUUCCACCAGCUUCAUCACAUAUCAGGAGGUCACAUCCUCCAACCGGAAUCGAAAUAUGAGCAAGUUACUGGUCCCAGCUCAUCCCAAGUCGUAUUUACCUGUAUAUUUUUAA
Molecule: messenger RNA, 2142 nt
Organism: Tigriopus californicus
Lineage: Eukaryota; Metazoa; Arthropoda; Copepoda; Harpacticoida; Harpacticidae
Product: myb-like protein X
Exons: 4
Coding region: 238-2142 (634 amino acids)
Source: RefSeq, a predicted model, not a curated record